UUCUAUCCGUCAUUCUUAAUCAUUCGUUUCCCCAAGCAUUUCACCCUCCAUCGAAUCAUUUCCCAUCCUCAACAAUACUCUCGAGCUGAAAAAUGUCAAAUAUCAACCCAAGCAAUCCCCCUCAAGGCCUUACCAGCAGAGCCGCUGCGACCCACAGUCCGGAUAUGAUGGCAUUCACCCACCCUCAUCCAGUCGACCAACAGGAAAUCCAAUUCGACAUCUCUCGACGUCGUAAGGGGGUCUGCAAAUUUUUCAAUUCGCAAAAAGGUUUUGGCUUUAUAAAUGACGAUCACCCCGAAGAACUGGGUAAUCAAGAAGUUUUUGUGCAUUAUACUUCGAUCGAGAGUAAAGGCAAUUUUCGUUCACUAGCUGAAGGGGAAGAGGUCGAAUAUGUGGUCGCACCCGGCCAGAAGGGUUUUCAGGCCACUGAAGUCACGGGUCCAGCCGGACGAGCGGUGCAGGGGGAUGUCAAAUCGAAAAUGCCGAAGACGCCAACGUUCGUACCGUACCCCAUGGGCAUCAUGCCUGCAGCGGGCGCCUACGCCCUGGCCGGCGCGGGUUCGCCUUACAUGCAACCUGACCCUUACAUGGCGGCGGGUGCCUAUCCAGCUCCAUACCCCGGGCAGGUGUUCUACAUCCCCUCUCCCAUGGGAGUGAUUGCGGGCGGCCACUCUCCUAACUUGACGGCGAUGUCUCCGUACGCGGGUGCGACAAGUCCCCAUCCUUCCACCCGAUCGCCCACUAUUCCCUUUACACACCAUCAACAUGGUCAGGUGGCCAUGGCACUCUCACCACAACCCGCCGCGGGAGGAUUCGGAUUUGGAAGCCCUUCGAUGGCAUACGGAUUUGGGGGCUCUUCGGGAUCCGCAGGGCUUCCGGGCGCCUCGCCUGGUGCCGGAAGUGGGGUUGGCGAGAUGCGUUCGCCCAGAAUCGUUAGCGCAGGCGGCGGUGGCAGUCGUGGACUGGCCGGCUCGUCCCAUUUUGGUGCCGAACCAAUCCAUCCUCGAGCCGGUCCUGUCGGCAGUGUUGGUGGACAAAACCAACUCCGAGGCUUUUCGAAUGGAGGCGGCAGUUCCGGCUCAUUGUUGUAUACUACCGGCAGCGGUGUCCCACCCAGUCAUCAUUAAAAACUGUGGAUGGUUAUCAAGGACGUGGGGUUUGCGUUCUUUUUAUGUUUUGUUUUGUUCACUUGAGUUUUUUUUUUUUUCGAUUUGGUCAGGCAUACCCCCUCCCCUCUCUAUAAUCAGAAAAGCAAAAAGAAGACAUUCUACAUAUUCCGUUCCAUAGGUUUAAUUAGUGUCGAUCAUAAGCAUCCACCCCUCUCUUCCCUUUUGCUCUCUUUAUAGCAUCAUCUUCACACUCACCCUCACACCCUCACAGAAUUGAAUCUCUUAGAAUAAAACCUCAAAAAUACACUUAAAACCAACAAAAACAAAAAUAUUCUAAAUUAGAAAAACAGAACUUUUUUUUUACUUUACUUCAUGUAGCUCUCAGUUCUUUGUUGUUCUACAUAAUCCAGAAGAGUGAAAAUACAUACAUACAAGCCUGUCUGAGUAGUUCAACAAUGGUCUCUUUUUUCCCUUUCCUUCUUCAUUUUUCACUUUUUUUGAUUUUUGUUUUGAGAUCCUAGCAAAUCCUCACAUGCUCUUAUUUUUCUCUAAUUACAUACACACAAAAAGCAUUUCUUACUUGACUUGACUUCCUUCACAUUGUGUUUUGAAAAAAGACAAAGAAAGAAAGACUUUUUUUGAUUCACUGUAUGUUGGUUUUCCCUUCAACUUGGUUGUCAUUUCUCAGAAUAUUUCCCAGUUUUAGAUUCUUUCUUUUUGGUCCUAUAUUUCCAAUUUUUACAUAGCUAUAUAAAGUGAAAACAAAAUAGUAAACACUUAAUUACAUCAAUAACUCAUAAUAUUUGAAACAAAACAGACAUCUUAGUAUAUACAAAUAAGUUGCUGCUAGAGAAUGAAAUACCACUUAUAUUCUCAUCUAUAAUCUUAUAAGAUUUUCAGUGUCAAAUUUGUUCAUCCUCUUCAUAAUCUAAAUCCACUUUGACACCUCAAACAAAUUUUUCAGGCUUUCAAUUGUUCCCAAGUCCAAUUUUGCAUCAACUGACACUCUUG
Molecule: messenger RNA, 2120 nt
Organism: Puccinia graminis f. sp. tritici CRL 75-36-700-3
Lineage: Eukaryota; Fungi; Basidiomycota; Pucciniomycetes; Pucciniales; Pucciniaceae
Exons: 8
Coding region: 93-1127 (344 amino acids)
Molecular function (GO): nucleic acid binding
Source: RefSeq, a predicted model, not a curated record